GGCCAAUCCACUCCGCGCCCUGGGUUUGGAGAGGGAGGAGGGUCCCUCGGGGUGGCGAGGAUGCCUUUGCCCGGCUGAGGAUAAACAAUGCGCCCUGCCUCGAGGGCGAGCUCCAGAAGGAGGGCUGCCCGCCUGCCUGCCUUCCUGCGUGGUCAGCAGGGUCUUCUGAUGCCCUUCCAUCGGCAGAGGAGGCGAAGUCAGGCGUGGGAGGGGGGGAGAGGCGUGCGUGGGGUUUGUUUACUGCAGCAACGCUAGGAUGGAGAGGUGAACCGCUGCUGCACUUCUUCGUCGAGCUGCUUUGCAAUCUCGCUUAAACCGAUGCCCAAAGGAAAGGAGGGAAACCCCAAAGGAGGAGGAGGAGGAGGAAGCCUCUUAUAAUGGGACCGGGCAUCCGGGAUUACCCCUCCUUGCUGCGCAGAGGGAGCCUGGAGGAAGGCGCCUCGAUCCAUGAGAUCCACAAAGGAAAAGGAACGGUAACUGGAGAAAAGAGCCAUCCAAGUGCCCUGGAACUAAAGAACCACCCAAAUGGCAAGGAACUAAAAAGAUCACCACCUCAAGUGAGAUGUUCUUUCAACAGACCAAGCAAAAAUGUUUCUGCCCCUACCAAAAAGAGUUCCUGCCUGGCUCCAGACCACAGACAAAUACCCUUUCACUGCAAAGAAAAAAGCCAACUUUGUGAAGGUCAUCAACAAAGCAGAACAAGAGAUGAUUGCACUGCCUCAUACAGAGCACCAUGUAUAAAAAAAGAUGCUGUGGUUCGAAAACAUUAUGAAGCCAGAGAGAGUAAAAUCCCUUCUCCAUUUAAGGACAAAUCCUCAAGUGAUUCCAGCAAAGCUGAAGAUAUGCUGAUUCCGAGUUUUUAUUGCAAAGACAAAGGUCAUUUUGGGCAGCUCUCUGGAGGGCUUCCAGAUGAACCAGACCCUUGCAGCCCUGUACGUCCAGGUGCCUCUGCUGAUGCCAUGUUUCUUGACUUCGGAUCUGUGCAAAUUAUGAAAGAGGACUCCGAUGAGGACAGCGCCAGUGACCUUUCUGACUCGGAGAGAAUUCCCGUUCCUCCCUCGCCUUGUACGCCACCGGAGCUCAAUCUCCGAGCUGAAGAAAUUGAUCCACUUCAUUUUGAACACCUCUUUGAUGCCAAAUCUAAACGGCCAGAUUAUUAUUACCCCGACUUCCUCCCACCCCCAUACAACACCUGGGAUUUGAAAGAGCUCGCAGUGUUUGUCAACACAGAAUGUAAAUCCGAGCCAAAAAUCCCAGCUGUGGGAUUUUUGGACAAGUACAUCGAUCGGCUUUUGGAGUUGGAAUGGCUGCAGAUACAAACAGUACAAGCUGAGCAAGGAAAGGCAGGCAAAAGUAGACCACAGACUGCUCCUGGUAUCCUUCGAACCUUAAAAAGUCCUGGCAAAAUCAAAUCAUUGCAUAGUCCUUCGCCGAACAAACAAUUGAUUCCCCAUGAAAGCUUUUCUAGACUCCCCAUCAGCCAUUCGGCUCCCAGAAGAGACCUGCAUGGGGAAAGAACCAGCCAGUUUGUUCCCUAUGAGAGUCACUCAAGAGGAGCAACAUCUAGCUCAUUAGCUCACCAGCGGCGAUCUAGUGAAGUGAAGAGUGAAGCAAAAAAGCGGCCGACUACCAAACAGCAGCAUCUUACUAGACAUCCUUCUGAUACAAGCUCUAUGAUCCAAGGAGCUGGCAAUAUGAGGCCACUCAAGACACCCCCCUCCUUCCAUAGCCCAACAGUUCCUCUCAAGGGGCAAGCAGCCCAUGCACCUUCAAAUUCUAAGAAGAAUGGAAAUGUUAACAGUUAUCUUCCUUCUAAAAAAGCAUCAGUGGACAAGAAGCAUAAAGCAAAUGGUGUGAAGCAGACACAAUUUAAAUGAUGUUGUGACGGGGUUUGUCAAAGUGGGCCCUAGAAACCUUUCCUGUGAAGCGGACAAGAGUAGAAUGGUUGGCCUACAGUGAGGCAAACCUUCAUAGGGUACAUCUACUGUGUAAAACUGCUGCAGUUUGACACCACUAAUUGCCAUGCCUUAGUGCUAUGGAAUCCUGGGAUUUGUAGUUUGGUCAGGCACAAGUACUCUUUGGCUAAAGACCUUGUACAACUACGACUCCCAUGAUUCCAUAGCAUUGAGUCUAGGCAGUUUAAGUGAUAUCCAACUGCAUUAGUUCUACAUUGUAGAUGGGUCCAUAAAGAGCCAUGUACAGCUCACAGCCCUUUCCAUUCUAGUGAACAUAAUACAGAAAGUUGUGUGAUCCAUCCUCUUGUGCUCACUGCAAGGAAAAGGAAGAUAACAUGUUUGUCUUCCUAAGAUUCCUUUGGUAGCUACAUAAAAAAAAAUAUUUGGAGCUUACCUCAUGUAGUUCAUACUAUUUUUGUUGUUAUGUGCCUUGAAGUUGACUCUAACUUAUAACUACUCUAUCAUAGGGGGUUUUUUUUGGGGGGGGGGGUGUUUAUUCAGGUGAGGUUUGUCAGUUGCCUACCUUUUAGGCUGAGGAGUGUGUCUUUACAAAUGUCACCCCAUGGGUUUCCACAGCUCAGUGAGGAUUCAAAUCCUAGUCUCUUGAGUUCUGCUCUGACAUUCAAACUACUACACUAUACUGUUUUUAUGCUAUUUAUUAUUUAUUCAUUUUUAAAAUCUGAAAUGAAAUAGCUAGUUUGAGUAAAUAAUACGUCCAGGUGAAUAACAUUUAUUUAUUUUUGGCAAAAGAUUUUGCAGCCAGCAUUUCCAAAAUGGAAAGUUCUAAUUUUCCACUGUUCUCCCAAUGUGUUGAAAUCAAGAUGCACUAGUAAUGAAAGACUGUGUUAGUCUUCAGUUCUUCUCUCAUAGUCAUGUCAUGAUUUUAGUGCAUGUGAACAGAUCCUUAAGACCUCAUACUUAUGGAAUCAUUAUGAUUGUUUCUCACUUAAUGGUGCUGUUCUUAUGUUGAAAUACAAGCUUUUCAUAUGCAUAUAUUUAUAGUCAUAUAUAGAUGAAAGUUCAGUUUUAAUGAAGGUCUCCAAAGCAAUUUUUAGUACAUCUACUUCUUGAGAUACUUGGAUAUUUAUUUUGCUUGAAGGAUGAUAGACAUUUUGCAGAUCUGCUUGAUAGAGCUGUAAUGGCGAGACAUAAUGAUGAAGCCAUUUAUGUCAGCCAUAUAAUUGGAAGGAGGGGGGAGAGAAAGGUUUAGAGAAUGAAAUAUGGGGGAAAGUUGCUGCAAUGUGAAAUAAUUGAACUUGCCAUGUCCAGAAGGGAAGACAGUCUCUGCUAAUGAAGAAAACACAUGAAGACACACUCUAGUUACAUUGUGAGCUUGACCCUUGUUUACUGUUCAUUGCUGCUAGAAAGAGUACGUCUUCCUCACUGAAAAAUGUCUUAUGCCCCAUGUUCCUAGAGGUCUCACUGCCCAUGCUUCAUCAUAUUUUAUCUUUUACCAGCACAAUAUGCUUUAUUUUUAGCAAGAAGUCUUCUGUUGCUCUUCCGUAAGAAGGUUGUUUGUUUUCUAAUAUGUUAUCCUCUUAUGAGAUUACAGAGUCAUGCUGUAAUUUGCUUCUGAAGUGGUGUUGCUUUGUGGUGUUGGAAUGAGCAGGUAAAAUUAAUUCAUCCCUCUUGCUCAUUUAUAAUUCUUGUUUUGUUCUUUUGUUUUUCCUUCAAAAGCUUAGUGGGUUUAGCACCGAGCCAGCAAGCUUUACUUAUGCAAAAUCAAAGAUCUUCCUAUUCAGCUUGACAAUUUUCUCCAGGACCUCUGAGGGCUUACAAGGAUUUCUGUUUGCUUGUUUGGUUUGUGUUGGGUGUUGAAUAUCGUAGGACUAUAAAGGAAUAUCCAGAAAACACUGCCCUCAGCAAAGGUAAGCAUUAACCUUGAUUUUGCACAGCAAUAGAGCAAGGAACAUCAUGGUUUACGUAUGUCACAUCAAAACUUGACCAAACCUUGACCCAUGUCCCAGGAUCCAAUUUCUCUAGUCCCUGAAACCCCUUCACUUCUCUGUCAAAGUCUCCCAUCUACUGUUUUUGCAGUAUAAUUUUAGGGCAGUAUUUUCUCCCAAACCAUAUAGAAUCCUCCCUCCCAAAUGAAUGAGAACAUGCAAAACUUUCACCAUGUCUCUGCCCCCACAAGCAUCUCAGAAUCCAGUACUACAAUCUUUCCAUCUUUCUCUACAGUCUCUUCAAAGUGGUGAUACAAUGUAAUUUUUGAUAGGGACUGCAGAAGAAAACAGGUACAGUACUAGGUCUUACUGGGAGGAGCAAAGGUUGGGGAACAUUGGCUCCAGAACCCAUGCCGUUGCCCAUCCUUAAUGCAUGGCAUCCAGUAGUGGUUUGUGGGCAAGAGUGAAUCCUCUUCUUAGCACAGUUGCUCCAUCCAUCCAUCCAUCCAUCCAUCCAUCCAUCCAUCCAUCCACCCUUCUUACCCUUGGCAUAAUCCAAAACAUUUAAAAUUAUUUGAAGUAAUAAUUUUAAAAUAUAUCAAAGUGCAAUACUUGAACUCUACAGCUGCUUUAGAAGCUAGUGCUUCCAAAGGAUCGUCAGGUUCUGAUAGAUCUUUAGAGGGAGAGGACACAGUUUUGGAGAAACAGUCAAUCCAAUUCAUGGGAUUCAGAGCACAGAGAAGCUUCAUCUAUGUACUUUAAAAACAAGAUACCGUAUAAUAUUUAGAACAUGGUCCUGGAAGACUUUGAUGCCCCAGUCUUCAGAGACUAUUGCAUUUGCUGUAUUGGGGGCUUAGUCUUUAGAGCAGCAGUUCCCAAAUUUCUUCAGUCAUGGAACCCUAACUCUGUAGUUAAACAUUGUGAAUCCACAAAUCCUUUUUUCGCCUUCUCCUAUUAUCUGAUAUUUUGUACAAUGUAGCAGGUUUGAAAAUAAAAGGAUUCAAAUUUUGUUUUUUAAAGCAGAAUUUCAAUAAUAUCUUCAUACUUUGGCAUUGACUUUUUAAAAAGUAUUUUUAAAUUAAAGAUUUUUUUGUGUGUAAUCCCUGUGAUAUUUUUGCAGGAAGCUAGGGUUCUGCAGAACCAGUUUGGGAACCACUACGCUAGAGAGAUGAUUUUUUGUGUGAGCAGGGUUUUGAAAUGCAUAGAAUAUCCAUCUGCACACGGGAACUCCAUAAAAGUUGUCAAAGUGGACAUAGAACUCUUCUCCAUAUGGACAACAGAAAAUAAUUAUGAGUGAUCAGUUAAAAUAUUUUCCAACUUCUUCCAUAGAAUAAUUGCAGCAGCAUAAAUUUGAUAAUACAGGUAUGUGUGUAUGUUCAUAUAUAUAUAUAUUUGUGUGUGUGUGUGGGACUUUCAAGUUUCUGGCAGCUAUGAUUUUAAUGAAAGUUUUAAAAAGUAAAUUGAACUGUGUACACAUUUAAAAGGGGUUGAAUUUGUACUAUGAUGUUGAUCUAUGUCCUUUUACUUCUUCCUCGUUGCCUGACCACAACUCCAUAAAAUAUGAAAGCAUGGAAAUGUACAUCAUUAAGAUGUCCAUUAAAAUAUGAAUAA
Anolis sagrei ordinatus is the source of this 5452-nucleotide messenger RNA. RefSeq names its product family with sequence similarity 217 member B (gene FAM217B). Lineage: Eukaryota; Metazoa; Chordata; Lepidosauria; Squamata; Anolidae. The record is from RefSeq and is a predicted model, not a curated record.